CAACAAUUGCAGUGUCGGUUGCAGUUGCAGUGUCGAGUAAUAGUAUGUAUGUCAAUUUGUGUUGUUCAAUGGUAUAUUAGUUACGAUCGAGUGGUUUGCAAAAUCGAGUGAAUCUAUUUUGUUUUGUAAAAAAAAUAUUUAAUCAUCGAUAGGUGAUAAAAAAUGCGACUAUCCUGUAAAUUUUAAUGCAAUUCCGACACUUAAGAGUAAAAAGUCAUUUUAUAGAAAGAGCGCAUGUGAGAUUGUGCGUCAAUCUUUUUAUUGAAGCAUAACCUGAUGCUUCAGUGAUUCUGAGCUAUGAUGUUUGAUAAAACUUUGUGGCACCUUAUGAAGAUGGGGUCAUAAAAAUUGUUAUAUUACACUUCAGUAGUAUACAUUUUAUCUCUAUGGCUAAGGGAAAAAUAAAAGGUUCUGAUUCUAACAAUAAGAUAGCAGCAUCAAAUGCAGCGUUUAAAAAUGGAGAGACAUAUACAUGGGAAUUUGAGAUUAACGAAACACCGCCUAGUGCGAGAACUUUGCUUACCAAGGGUUAUACACAAGAUGAAAUUAAUUCGUAUUCAGGUGCAACUGUAUCAACACGUGGGCGUUUUAUGACAGAACAAGAAAAGUUACGCUGUCCAAAUGAAAGGCCAUUGUACCUAUAUAUACAGGGACAUACCAGACAUAAUGUUGAUUUGGCGAUACAAAAGAUUAAUGAAAUUAUUAAGACAGAACAUCAAAGUUCUUUAAAUAGACCAAGCAGAUUUACAAAUGCUCCACCACCUCUUAUGAGUUUACAUUCCGGAAUUACAACUGUGGAAAAGAUUUGUGUUGGUAUUGAGAAUGCACCACAAGGUUUUGAUUUACGUGGACGAAUAUUAGGUGCUGGUGAUGCAAAUUUAGUUUAUAUUAGAGGUGAAACUGGAGCAAAUGUAACUUUAAGAGGUAGAGGAUCCCAAUUUAUCGAUCCAGUUUUGGGAGCAGAAUCUCCAGAACCUCUUCACUUGUAUAUAGAGCAUCCAAAACCGGAAGCAUUGCAAAAUGCAAAACAAUUGGCUAUUAAUUUAAUACAGACAAUACAAUCUGAAUUGCAGACCUAUAUUCAACAACAGCCACCACCAGUACAACCUCAGCAAGUUAUAGAACAAUCACAAAUACCGCAAACCCAAUUUCAAACUAUGAACAUUGGUACCUUAGGCCAACCAAAUGUGGUUGCAAUACAACACCAAGAUAUUAUACAACAUCCACAAAGUAAUGUUGUAACGUUGCCUGCAACAAUUCUUACGGCUACUGUAGCUGGUACUCCGGGGCCUAGCGUAUCAGUUCCUCCUCCAGGAGUUCAUAUACCAUCUCAUACUGGACCAUUAGUUCCACCUUCACAAGCUCAGGAAAUACAGACUUUUAUGCCACCACCACCUGUUGGACAAGUACAGUUAAUCGGUCCUCCAUCGACAGUAAGUCAAGUUCAAUAUCAGAUACAUCAUGGCCAAUCGUUACAAAUCCAGGGAAUUCAAGGAUCACAGUCCUCGCCACAGCCUAUGGCUCAAAUGUACGUCAUGAGUCAACCGCCACCACAAAGUUCUGCGCAGCAAAGCUUCAUAACAAGUAGUAACGCAUCGGUGAGCGGGGCAGUAUCAUACGUUUACACGCAACCGAACAUGCAAAGGCCCGCUACGCCGUCCCAGGGAAUUAUCGAAACUGUUAAUGUUAACUUGCAACAGCCUCCUCCCGCAGCGCCGCUCAAUAUAACACAGCAACCACCACCGCCGUUGCUGCAUCUUCACUUUCCGCCGCCGAACUUUCCGCCGAAUCAACCACCACCUCCUGUACCGCAAACCUAUCAGAUACAAUAUCAACAAGUACAGGCGCCCGUGUCACAGGCACAAACUCAGUUUGUUUUGCAACCUGGCGAGCAUAUCGUCCCGCCUCAGCUACAACAGAAUCACGAGCAGUCUCAAGCUGUCGCCCAACAUAUAAUACCUCCACAAUUCGAAGGUCACGCGCCACCGUUUCACUUACAAGUACCUCCUCCGCCGUCCGCGCAAACUUUUCUAGUUCCUAAUGCUCAGUCGCCCCAACAUCAUUCGCAACCGCCUCUUCCUCCCGCCGGGGAGAUGCAGCAUCAGCAAGAGGGCCCGGUGGAGCAGGGACCGUUGCCACAACCGGUACCACCUCCGCAAAUAGUACCGCCGCCAUCAAUCAGUCAGAUGCCGAAUUCCAUGAAUAUUCUUACCAGUGUACCGCCGCCGACGCAACCGCCUCCACCGCAGAACGCUCCUUGGCUCUAUCAAACUCAACAACCGCAACAAAUACCGCAACCACAAGGACAGUUGCAGAUGCAAAUGCCGCCGCAGAACAUACCUCUUCAUAACGUACCUCCACCGCAAGUUCAAGCUCAAAUACAAUAUCAUCCUCAACAUAUACAAUAUCAGAAUGGUCAUAUACCGGCGCAAGUACAUUAUACGAUGCAACCGCCACAUCAGCAAUUUGAGCAGAAGCCCGAUUCGCCAGAACAACAAAAAUCGCAUGGAGUCAAAAGAAGGUUUUCAGAUGUUGAAGGAAGUCAGGAACCACCAUCAUACCAAUGCGCUCCGCUACCUGCGCAACGUCAUGGCACAGGAGAAGGUGAUCGACAACAGCAAGUCUUACAUGGUCCAUCACCCAUACCUGCGGGUCAGCCACAUGGAGAUCGAAACAAGAUGCUAAUGCCACCUCCACAUUCAGGUGAGAAACGGAACAUGGACCAAAAGCCCACAGGUCUAUCUUCAGGAAAUGAGCAGAAUAUAAUGACGGAAUCUGGAAAUAUUCUUGUCGGAAAUGGUCCACCUCUACCACCUCCACCAUCACCGCAAGCGCCAUGGCAAAAUCAUCAUGUAAGAGUUCCUUGGGGUAGACCACCUCCUAUUCCAAGGGAAGGAGACCCAUCUGUAGUCUGCCCUGGAUUACCUCCUAUUAACAUGCCUCCCCCCCAGAUUAGGUCAAGAGGUCUCGCUGACGGUAAUCGUUCUCCUACUCAGAGUGCCGCGUUAGAGCAAUCGUUAAAUGUCGAAUACAAUCAGAUGCCACCUUAUACGACGAAGCCGCCUCCUUACAAUGCGCAUCCAUUGAUGCAGUCGAUCUGCAAUCCGCCACCACCACCGCCACCCCAUCAUCAACAACCACGGUCGCAACAUUCUCCUCAAGCGGUACAGCAUUACCAGGUGCCAAUCUCUCAGACAUAUCAGCCGCCAACAUCCUGUCCACCAUGGAUGAAUUAAAAGUUAUCAAACUACAAUUAUGUUUUUUGCUUUAAUACUUUGACGAUGACUGGAUUUGACUUAUCAAAUAUGACGUUGUCAUAAUAGAGCGACGAUGAAGCUACAACGAUCUGAUGUAAAUGUGAAUAUUUUGAAGUGCAACAUAUUACUUUUGCACUUCGAUUGUUUCUUACGAUAAUUAUUGUAAUUUAAUAAUCUAUUUGUAUAAUAAUUCUUGUACUCUUAGCUGUUAUAAUUUAUCUAUUCCAAGGGAGGAUGUUAUUGAGAAACAUAAAAUAUAUGUAAAUGUUACAGUUAUUUAUACAAUUAAAAUCCU
This is a messenger RNA of Camponotus floridanus (Florida carpenter ant), 3552 nucleotides long. RefSeq names its product extensin. Gene Ontology annotation, cellular component: nucleus. The coding region runs from base 387 to 3236 and encodes 949 amino acids. Gene Ontology annotation, molecular function: RNA binding. The transcript has 16 exons. Lineage: Eukaryota; Metazoa; Arthropoda; Insecta; Hymenoptera; Formicidae. The record is from RefSeq and is a predicted model, not a curated record.